AUGGUAGGCCCUUUCGCUCAGCCAUCAAUAUGCCAUGGAGAUAUUCUCCAAAGAGCCCAAAAACCAAGAAAAGUGGGCCAUUGGUCCAAGGGGAUUUCCUGCCUCAGCCACAUCUUUCAUGCGCAUCAGUCUUUGGCUGGAGAUUUCGAGCAAGGUUCCGAUGGCAGUUGGAAUGGCACACGAAGCCAAGGUGAGACCAUGUCUAAUGCGCGAUUUAUACGGAUGCUUGCAUAUUCCCCCUAAGCGCCACCACCAAUAAUGUAAUAUGCCUCUCCUAUGCUGAUCUUGUAUCCAUUUCUCCCUUACCCAAGCCACGUCUCGGAUCGGCCGGUUCGAUUGGGAUAACUCUUCGCUGCAAACGCUCUCCAGCCGUUUUCAUCUUAUUAUAUCCUGAAUCUUAUGAUUCUUGACACUCUGGACUUUUCCCACAUGGAUGGAUGUAACCUCUCGGUACUAUGAACACGACACAUCAGUUUCAUG
This is a messenger RNA of Aspergillus novofumigatus IBT 16806, 480 nucleotides long. RefSeq lists its product as uncharacterized. The record is from RefSeq and is a predicted model, not a curated record. Lineage: Eukaryota; Fungi; Ascomycota; Eurotiomycetes; Eurotiales; Aspergillaceae. The transcript has a single exon. Bases 35 to 259 code for a protein of 74 amino acids.